This is a messenger RNA of Fonsecaea monophora, 2616 nucleotides long. RefSeq lists its product as hypothetical. The record is from RefSeq and is a predicted model, not a curated record. The transcript has 2 exons. Gene Ontology annotation, molecular function: damaged DNA binding; protein binding. NCBI's taxonomy places the organism in Eukaryota, Fungi, Ascomycota, Eurotiomycetes, Chaetothyriales, Herpotrichiellaceae. The coding region runs from base 1 to 2616 and encodes 871 amino acids. Gene Ontology annotation, biological process: mitotic G2 DNA damage checkpoint signaling; double-strand break repair via homologous recombination. Gene Ontology annotation, cellular component: Mre11 complex.
AUGUGGAUCCUUGACACCAAUGCCGAUUUCUUUCAGGGCCGGCGAAUGUGGCUCAGGCCAGGGCGGAGAUACUUGUUUGGUCGAGUCAAGAAAGAUGGCGUUAUGAUCGCUAUCGAUCACAAAACAGUCUCCAGACAACACUUCAAUAUCUCCGUUGACCCUGUCAAGGAUGCCGACGUCGGUCAGAUCCACACCCGAACGAAGAUACGGAUCGAAGACCACUCAAAGACGGGAACGUAUGUCAACGGCGAGUUGAUCAAGAAGAAAAGCCCAAAGAAUGAGCAGGAGCCAAACCCUGUGCGAGAACUGAAGGACGCCGAGAAUUCGAUUCGGCCAGGGAGCUGCCCCUAUGAGUUCACCGUCACAUGGCAACCCUGCGUCUUCACCUUCAAUCUACUCAAGAAAGAGAUCAAGUCGGGAGUUCUCAAGACAAAGCAGGAAAGGGUGAGGGAUCUGGACAUCAAGGCGAUUAGCGAUUUUUCGUCUGAGAACACCACCCACGUCGUGGCCAGCAAGAGAAAUACUGCCAAAGGUCUGUUGGCGCUGGUCAACGCCAAAUACCUCGUGACAGAAUCAUACCUCGACGCCCUAGACUACGUUGCGAGUCCCGCCACUCUGAGCCAGGAGGUAAAUCUCUCUCCGCUGGAAACCGACUUUGACAGUGCCUGGCCUCAUCCGAAGGACCACCUUCCUCCCCCGGGAAAGGAACCCACGAUCAGGCCUGCGGAAUCAUAUCAACCGGAUCCUACGCGAGUCAACGUAUUUGAACAUUACACCUUUGUCUUUGGCGAUCAAACUCAAUAUGACACUCUGUUACCCGUCAUAACAAGUGGGCAUGGGAAAGCUGUACUAUUCAAAGUGGUCAAUUUUGAAACAACUAGUGAGGAGUUGAUUCAAUUCUUGCACAAUGCCACCGGGAAUAAAGCUGGCGACACUACAGCUGGGUCGAAAGGCGGAGUCAUUCUGGUUCGAUGGACUGGAAAGGAAGACGUUCAAGAAUGGACGACUGCACUUGUCAACGAGACGGCUUUGAAGACGGACCAGCGGGCAAUCGAUCAAUCCGAGUUUUUAGACGCUAUUUUAGCAAAUGACGCCGGACUUCUCAAACAGCCUAUCCCGUUCGAAAGCACCAAUGAAGGCGGAAUUGCACCUCCACCGUCUGCAGUGAGUUCCCUUGUCACUGGCCAGGCCAGCGGGUCCUACACAAAUGGCAGCAGUGGAACAGAGAAUGAAAGUCGGCAAACCGCCCAUGCGACAAAAGCGAUAGGCAACGCAGCAGCGACGUCUCAACCUUCACAAACAUCAGAACAGGAUGUCUCACAAGUCAACGGCGCCAGAGGAGAGGAUACGAGACCUCUCCCCGUCCCGAAAGUCUCGCAGCUGACCAAGUUCAAGAACUUUGACGAUGGAUUCGACCCCGACGCUGUCGCUGCUUAUGAGGAAGACGAGGUUAUUGAGGAAGCCGCAUACAUCUCCGAACCAGAAAGUCAAGCCAGGUCACCCAUCGUCAUCAAAGAAGAGCCACAGUCAACAACGAGGAAGCGACCUCGAUCACCAACAGAGCAGCAACACGAUACAUUUGCAAAGGAAAUGGACGAUCUUCUCCCUGCAGCGACUGCGUUGAAGAGACGAAAGCUAGCGGAAGCAGCGGAGAACGGGCGCACUAUUGAGGAGGACAUUCAACCAGGUCCAUUACCCGUGAAAAAGAUCAAGGUGGAACGGGAAAUUGACGUCCGCGAAGCCGCCAGAAAACAACGGCAAGAGAAGGAAGAAGCCGCUCGGAGAGAGGAAGAAGAACUUGAAGCCGGCCUGCCUGGGAUUGAGGACAAGGCACCUGCCAAUUUGGUUGACGUAGUCACAAUUGAUCUUCCAGUACGUGAUAGUAGGUCGAAGGCGAACAACAGGGUCAACGAUCGGCACGGACCAGACUGGGAUCCCAAGUGGAAUGGUCGCAAGAACUUCAAGGGCUUCCGUCGCAACGGCGAACCAGCUCAACGAAGAUCUCACGCCAGCAAAGUCAUCGUGCCACUGGUCGAAGUCCCGAACAAAACGGGUGGCUUAGGUGAUCAAUAUUGGUCAAAGACAGAAGAAGAGCAGGAGCGCGAGAGGGAGAGGAAGCGUAGGGAGGACGCGAGAAUCCAACGGACGACGCAGAGCCAGACCCAACCGUCGAGCAGGACCAUCUCCGGCGAGGUCAACGGGAGAUCGAGAACGCGGAUUGUCUUGGACGAUGACGACGAAGACAUGGACGAUUUGAUCGGUCAGUCAGAGGAGGACGUGGAGAGCGCAUCGAUAGCUACGAUGACCACAGGGAUUUCUCGGCUGCAGAGGGAAUCAGAGGACACUGCCGAGCAUGAAAUCGACCCCGGCACGCCGCGACGCACGCGUGCUGCAGAUCGCACUCGACAGGCGAGCGAGAACGCGUCGGAAGCAGCGCGAGACGACGACACGCCGCCGAGAGCGACCCAAUCGCAGAAGGGGAAGAGACCGGCGACCUCCAAGGCGGAAACGAGCAACCCGAAACGUCAAAAGACGUUACCUGUCCCCGUCACGAAUGUGCGCGGGGACGACGGAAGCGAGGACGAGGACGACAGUGACGACAUGAAAUUCCGUUAG